Messenger RNA from Cannabis sativa, 1343 nucleotides. Its product is annotated as CASP-like protein 4A1. The transcript has 3 exons. The coding region runs from base 165 to 1112 and encodes 315 amino acids. The record is from RefSeq and is a predicted model, not a curated record. NCBI's taxonomy places the organism in Eukaryota, Viridiplantae, Streptophyta, Magnoliopsida, Rosales, Cannabaceae.
UUCUACGGUAACCGUAAGUAACUGUAUAACUAUUUCCUUUUGCAAGUGAAAUUUCAGUAUAUUGGCACACACCACCACAAAAUACUUUCUCAACUAAAAGAAAAACAGUCAACACACUACUCUCUUCUUCUUCUCAUUUUCUCUUCCUAUCAUUUCCAGUUCAGAUGACUGUAAACACAGAAGAAGAAACCGCCAAAAACCAUGACCAAGAUCAACAACCUAAUUACAACGAAGAAGAAUCAGCAAAACACAAACCCAGAAUUAUCUCAGACUCUGAAUCAAGUCUCUCACUUUCACCCCUCUCUAACCGUUCCUACAAAACACCAUCCCCUUCGGCCGAUCACUCUGCCUACUUCGAUCAAGCCCACGAGGCCCAUGAGUAUUCUUGGAUCGAGAACAUGCCCACUAAGCCCGCUUCGCCUCUGGCCCAGCCCAACCGCUCCUUUCCGGCUGAACCUCUGGUUGUGACCGAAGCAUUCGACCCAGAAGCUCAUGACGGCGUUGUAGUUUCCCCUGUUGAAGAAGAAAAUUCAGAACGAGAUGUCAGUAACGGUAACGGUAACGGAGAGGGAAAAGGAGGUGGGCUUGGUAGUUUUAAUCGGCGGAAGCUGAGGCCGGACUUGCCACCCGUUAAGAAGAGGAUGAAACAUGGGUUGGUGAAGAGGGUUUUGUUGGGGUUUAGGGUUUGUGGGUUUGUGUUCUGUUUGGUCUCAUUUUCUGUUAUGGCUGCUAAUAGGAAUCAAGGUUGGGCUUUUGAUUCUUUCUAUCGAUACAAGGAGUUAAGGUACUGCUUAGGAGUUAAUAUAUUGGGAUUUGCAUAUUCAGGGCUGCAAUUGUUUGAUCUGAUUUAUUUCAUAAGCACUGAGAAAAACUUGGUUCAACACAGAUUCCGAUGUUACUUUGAUUUCUUCAUGGAUCAGGUGCUCGCUUAUCUUCUAAUGUCGGCAUCUUCAUCGGCUUCUACUCGAGUAGAUGACUGGCAGUCCAACUGGGGGAAGGAUAAGUUCCCCGAUAUGGCCCGUGCCGCUGUUGGAGCUUCUUUUGCUGCUUUUGUUUCUCUUGCUUGGAGCUCUGUUAUCUCUGGCUACAUUCUCUGUACUAAAGCUUUGUAGUCACCACUCCCUGUGUUAUCGAUUACAAUAACUAUACAGUUUUCCUCUUAGCUAUCUAUACAGAUUACAGUACAUUAGAUUUGAAUGUGACGGAUUCUCAGAAUUGAUCUACUCCUUAAAGGAUAAUCUUUUCUUGUAUAGAAAUAAGGUUUCUCUAGUUGAACUCUGAGUUAAUGGACUUUGUAAAAUACCAUUGCUAUAGAUAUUUUUGAUAUCCUCUAUCGACGAAAA